CGGGGUGGAUGCUCCGCAUUGUGUAGAUGUCGUAGUCCUGGAGUGUCCAACAACAUCAAUCCUCUUGAUUAGACACCGUGAUGCAACUCUCUGCCCUCGUUACGCUCGCUUGUGCCUCCGCUGCUUCAGCUAAGAACAUCCUCUUGACCAACGAUGACGGUUGGUUAGCCACAGGUAUUAGAGCUGCCUACAACGAGCUCACCAAGGCUGGCCACAACGUCUACCUGGUUGCGCCUGCUGAGCAGAGAUCCGGCUACGGUGGUACCUUCAUGUUCUCAUACACCGACACCCUCUUCCACGACGAUCAGUUCCACUACAAGAAGGCUGGUGACCCAGCCUGGGGCCACGAGGACUUUGACGACCACAUCUGGUACUUCAACGCUACUCCAGCAGCCUGUGUCGCCUUUGCCUUUGACUAUCUGUUGCCAAACUACUUCGCCAACACCAGCAUUGACCUUGUUGUUGCUGGUCCAAACCAGGGAACCAACCCAGACGACUUCUAUACCUUGUCUGGUACCAUUGGAGCCACCUACAACGCCGUCUACAGAGGCUACCCAGCUGUUGCCUUCUCAGGUUCCAACACCAACAACUCCUUCUACAAGGACUCCUUGAACGAGGAUCCAAACGACCCACAAAACAUUUACGGCUCCAAGAUGGUGGAGUUUGUCGACACCUUGUUCGAAGCACAAGGUGAGAACGAGGUGCUUUUGCCUAUCGGAACCGGUCUCAACGUUAACUUCCCAUUGGUCUCCACUGACUCCAAGACCGGGUGCCAAGAUCCAAAGUUCACCUUCUCAAGAUUGACUGGUGAGAAGGCCAUCACCCUUGGCUUGAAGUACAACGAAACCAGUGGUUUGUUCAAGAGUGACGUCCUCUCAGCUCUUGGUGUUCAGAUGGCUUACAACGGUGACGCUUCUUUGCCUUCCGAGGAUCUUGUGCUGGAUUCCUAUGACUGCUACUCCCCAGUCUCCGUGUUCUCCGUCGACUACACUGCUCCUACUACCCCACAAGGUCAGGUCAAGGCUCUUCUUAACAAGAUUUUGGUCGACUUGUGAGUGCCUACUGCUUCUACUUCGUCAACGUCCAGCCCUUCUCCCUUUUUCUUCUUUGUUGAACGGCUUCUCCAACGCAGAGUCGCCUCGAAGAGGUGACGCUGCUUAUUCACCACUUUUAUACCACAAUUGAACGCA
Molecule: messenger RNA, 1190 nt
Organism: Williopsis jadinii
Lineage: Eukaryota; Fungi; Ascomycota; Saccharomycetes; Phaffomycetales; Wickerhamomycetaceae
Product: sure-like protein
Exons: 1
Coding region: 81-1055 (324 amino acids)
Molecular function (GO): nucleotidase activity
Source: RefSeq, a predicted model, not a curated record